Anoplopoma fimbria (sablefish) is the source of this 808-nucleotide messenger RNA. RefSeq names its product calcyphosine-like b (gene capslb). The record is from RefSeq and is a predicted model, not a curated record. The transcript is spliced from 5 exons. NCBI's taxonomy places the organism in Eukaryota, Metazoa, Chordata, Actinopteri, Perciformes, Anoplopomatidae. Gene Ontology annotation, molecular function: calcium ion binding. The coding region runs from base 67 to 693 and encodes 208 amino acids.
UUGCGGAAGCGCGGCCGCGGUGUUUGUGUUCCAGCUGAAGAGAAAAACAUCAACGUGUCGGCGGUGAUGGCCGGGACGUCGAGACACGACCGAGAGAUGGCGAUGAAGGCCAAGCGUCAGCUGUCGGAGUGCUGUGACCUGGUGGAGCGACUCCGACUGCAGUGUCUGACCAGAGGCUCGUCUGGUAUCAAAGGUCUGGGCAGAACCUUCAAAAUAAUGGACGAUAACAACAACCGCUCGCUGGACCUGAAAGAGUUCCUGAAGGGUUUGAAUGACUACGGGAUCCUGAUCGAGAAACAAGAAGCCACGGAUCUCUUUCAGCUCUUUGACCGGGACCGGAACGGGACCAUCGACUUUGACGAGUUCCUCAUAACUCUGAGGCCGCAGAUGUCUAAAGCCAGAAAGGAGGUGGUCAUGGAGGCAUUUCGGAAGCUGGAUAAGACGGGUGACGGGGUGAUCACCAUCGAAGACCUGCGAGGCGUUUAUAACGCCAAGUACCACCCCAAGUAUCAGAACGGGGAGUGGACAGAGGAUCAGGUCUUCAGGAAAUUCCUGGACAGCUUUGACUCUCCGUAUGACAAAGAUGGAAAGGUGACCAAAGAAGAGUUUGUCAACUAUUACUGUGGAGUCAGCGCCUCCAUUGACAGCGAUGUCUACUUUAUUCUGAUGAUGAAAAACGCCUGGAAGCUCUGAAUCAAGUCAAAGGACAUGGACUCCAUUAACUGUGUUGAAGACGCACCACGGGCCUAAUAAUUAAUAAUUAAUAAUUAAUCAUGAUGUUGUGUUAAGUUGAUACGAUCUAGCUCUU